Molecule: messenger RNA, 1635 nt
Organism: Schizophyllum commune H4-8
Lineage: Eukaryota; Fungi; Basidiomycota; Agaricomycetes; Agaricales; Schizophyllaceae
Exons: 9
Coding region: 1-1635 (544 amino acids)
Source: RefSeq, a predicted model, not a curated record
AUGGUGGACUCAGAUCACAAGCGGCGGGUGUCCGCCGCGUCGACCACGAACGCAUCGACGACGAAUCGCGACUCGGAGAGCUUCCAGCGGUCGAGCUCGGACAGCAAGCGCAUUCUGGACGAGGAGGAUGAGGACCGUGACCGCGACUCCCCCAGCCCGAUCGACAACAUACGGCCCGUGCCGACGCGGGAGCAAACCGUCGACCCGCGCUGGCUGCCCACAUACAUUCCCCCCGACCACCCCCGCCGCACGCUCGUCGUCUGUCUCGAUGGUACCGGCGACCAGUUUGACGCGGACAACUCAAAUAUCGUCCGGUUCUUCUCGAUGCUCAAGAAGGACGACAAGGAGAAGCAGAUGGUGUACUACCAGUCGGGCAUUGGAACGUACACGUCGCCGCAAAUCAUGACGCCGCUCACGGCCAAAGUGAUGAGGGUGCCUAAUCGUUGUCUAUCAGCAUGGAACCUCGAUACUCAUGUGAUGCAUGCCUAUGAGUUCCUCAUGCAGAACUAUACCGUGGGUGACUCGAUAUGCCUCUUUGGUUUCUCCCGCGGCGCGUACACGGCUAGGAGCCUGGCCGGCAUGAUCCACAAAGUUGGGCUGCUGCCUGCCGACAAUUGGCAGCAGGUUCCAUUUGCAUACAAGAUGUAUACGCGCGCCGACGAGAUCGGAUGGAAGCAGUCGAACGCCUUCAAGAAGGCCUUCUCGCGCGACGUGUCUAUCCAAUUCGUGGGCGUAUGGGACACCGUAGACUCCGUCGGUAUCGUCCCCAAGCGUCUGCCCUUCACGACGUCCAAUACCAUCGUACACACCUUCCGGCACGCCCUCGCGCUCGAUGAGCGUCGCGCCAAGUUCCUCCCUAACGUCUGGAAUCAACCAACCAAGAAGGAGUCCCAUAUCGCUACGCCUGAGAACAAUCGGAGGACCACGAGCAAGAAGCGGACGAGCGAGGACUCGGCAGCGGCGCUGAGCGCGAUGGAGCGGCUGUACAGCGAGCGCUCGAACCAACCGACGGACGUGCAGGAGGUGUGGUUCGCUGGGUGCCACUGCGAUGUCGGCGGCGGCUCGGUCAAGAACAAUGUGCCGCAUUCGUUGGCGCGCAUCUCGCUGCGCUGGAUGGUGCGCGAGUGCUUCAAGACGGACAGCGGUAUCAUCUUCGAGGCUGCGCGUCUGAAGGAGAUCGGUCUCGAUCCAUCCGACCUCUAUCCCAUUGUCGCUCCGCGCCCUCCGGCACGCUCUAAGCCCGCGCCCGUCAACGUCGCCCAAGCCGACAAGCAGCCCGUCAGGCAGGAAGGUCUCCACGACUUUCACGGCCCCGAUGGCGAGCUCCUCUACGGCAACGAGGAGGAGGAAGAGCUCAAGGACGCGCUGUCCCCCAAGUACGACCAGCUGCGCAUCUGCAAGGCGUGGUACCUCCUCGAGCUGCUGCCGAUCAAGAUCCGCAAGCAGAACGAGCAAGGGGAGUGGACGCACAAGCACACGUGCAACCUCGCCCGAGGGCGGACGAUCCCGAAGCAGAAGGCUCAGGGGAUCAAGGUGCACCGGAGUGUGCGCAUGCGGCAGGAGGCGGUGAUGGAGAAUGGGAAGAAGUACAAGCCGAAGGCGCAGUUCUUCGUGCAACCGACGUAUGUCGACUAA